Messenger RNA from Tachyglossus aculeatus (Australian echidna), 934 nucleotides. RefSeq names its product ERCC excision repair 1, endonuclease non-catalytic subunit (gene ERCC1). Gene Ontology annotation, molecular function: damaged DNA binding; single-stranded DNA binding. Gene Ontology annotation, cellular component: nucleotide-excision repair factor 1 complex; nucleus; ERCC4-ERCC1 complex. The record is from RefSeq and is a predicted model, not a curated record. Lineage: Eukaryota; Metazoa; Chordata; Mammalia; Monotremata; Tachyglossidae. Gene Ontology annotation, biological process: meiotic mismatch repair; nucleotide-excision repair; UV-damage excision repair.
AUGCGCACUUCCGAAGGGCUGGAGAGGCUCAGCAUCGACGGCAGCCCUGGUCCCGGGCCUCGUCCGCCGUUGCCCCGGGCGAUGGAGACGGACCGAGCGGCCGUGCCGCUUCCAGGGAGGAAGAGAUUCAUCAUCCCCCUGGAGGCGGAAGACCCCGGGCCGGUGAAGCCGCUGUUUAAGGCGGGAGCCGCCCCCCAUCCCACCGGGGACCCGGUUCCCCCAGCCUCCGACCCCUCGGCUGGUAGCACCGAUGGGACCUCCACCGUGAAACCCGGCACAAGGAGCAGCAGCAUCAUCGUGAGCCCCCGACAGCGGGGAAACCCGGUGUUAAAAUACGUGCGGAAUGUAACCUGGCAGUUUGGGGACAUCGUACCCGACUAUGUGCUGGGACAGAGCACCUGUGCCCUCUUCCUCAGUCUGCGCUACCACAAUCUCCACCCCAACUACAUCCAUGAGCGGCUGCAGGGCCUGGGCAAGACGUACCAGUUGCGGGUGCUGUUGCUGCAGGUGGACGUGAAGGACCCCCGGCACGUACUGAAGGAGCUGGCCCGGAUGUGUCUGCUGGCGGAAUGCACCCUCAUCCUGGCCUGGAGCCCCGAGGAAGCCGGCCGCUACCUGGAGACCUACAAGGCCUAUGAGCAGAAGCCGGCCGACCUGCUGAAGGAGAAGCUGGAACAAGACUUCCUGUCGCGGGUGACCGACUGCCUGACCACGGUGAAGUCCGUCAACAGGACAGACAGCAUGACCCUGCUUUCCACUUUUGGGUCCCUGGACCAGCUUGUGGCCGCUUCAGCAGAGGACCUGUCCCUGUGCCCGGGCUUCGGACCCCAGAAGGCCCGGCGACUCUUCGACACCCUGCACGAGCCAUUCCUGAAGGGGUCCCGGUAGUCCCCUGUGACCUGUGGCGCGUCCAAUAAAACGUGUGUGCACCUGU